This is a messenger RNA of Mauremys mutica (yellowpond turtle), 1040 nucleotides long. It is a transcript of the gene SNRNP27, whose product is annotated as small nuclear ribonucleoprotein U4/U6.U5 subunit 27. The transcript is spliced from 6 exons. Gene Ontology annotation, cellular component: precatalytic spliceosome. The record is from RefSeq and is a predicted model, not a curated record. Gene Ontology annotation, biological process: RNA splicing. The coding region runs from base 158 to 628 and encodes 156 amino acids. Lineage: Eukaryota; Metazoa; Chordata; Testudines; Geoemydidae.
CGGCCCGGAACCAAAGGGCGGCGGAGCGAGUUCGCAGCCGGAGCGGGACGGAAGGGGACGGCCCACCGGAAGUGCCCGGCGGAGGGUUCUUCUGCUGGAUGUGCCAGCCGGCUGGGGGCCGAGGCCGAGGGAGCCGCUGAGGUGCGGGCUCGGCGGGAUGGUCCGGAGCCGCUCCAGGUCCCCCCCGCGGAGGGAACGUAGGCGCUCUCGUUCUGCAUCCCGGGAGAGGGAGAGGAGGCGACGGGAGCGUUCGAGGUCCCGGGAGAGGGAUAGGAGGAGGAGUCGUUCCCGUUCCCCGCACAGGAGGCGAUCCAGGUCCCCGAGACGGCACAGAUCCAGCUCUUCUUCCCCGUCCCGGCAGAAGGAAAGGCGAGAUGAUGAAAAGAAAGAAAACAAAGACACCAAAAGCAAAGAGCAUCAGAUCACCGAAGAAGAUAUGGAAGGCAAAACAGAGGAGGAAAUUGAGAUGAUGAAAACGAUGGGAUUUGCAUCCUUUGACACAACAAAAGGGAAGAAAGUGGAUGGCUCUGUAAAUGCCUACGCUAUAAACGUGUCACAGAAGAGAAAGUACAGGCAGUACAUGAACAGAAAAGGCGGAUUCAACAGACCGUUGGAUUUUAUUGCCUGAUGUCUAGUCUUGUUACCUGUGAAGAAUGACCUCUGGAGCAUGAAUGGUUAACAUUUUACUGUCUCGCUAUGACUUGUGUGUGCUGGGAUCUCAGAGACAGGAACUCGGCUUCUCACCGUAAAAUGAAAUCAGCUUAUUUAUGAGAGUCCAGAAACACUUGCUUUGCCUCCUAGGAAGAGAGGGUAAAAAUGAUGCUUUCUAGAAACAUUGGAUUUGAAUGUGUUCAGGCCUGUUUUGUUCCCUGUCAGGACUUUCCUGUUAGAUGUAUUAUUUUUCAUUUCUUCUAUGAGUUUUUUUUAAAUAACUAAAUAUUGUCAGUUACAAUAAAAAACGGUAUAUAUCUACUCCCACCCCAUAAUUAAAAUAUGAUGGUGUUGCUCAGGAAUAAAGCACCGGAGUGGAGGCUGUUGGA